This is a messenger RNA of Aegilops tauschii subsp. strangulata, 2764 nucleotides long. RefSeq names its product ATP-dependent zinc metalloprotease FTSH 5, mitochondrial. NCBI's taxonomy places the organism in Eukaryota, Viridiplantae, Streptophyta, Magnoliopsida, Poales, Poaceae. The record is from RefSeq and is a predicted model, not a curated record. Gene Ontology annotation, biological process: protein import into chloroplast stroma; proteolysis. Gene Ontology annotation, cellular component: chloroplast; membrane. Gene Ontology annotation, molecular function: ATP hydrolysis activity; metalloendopeptidase activity; ATP-dependent peptidase activity.
AAGAAGAGAAAAGAAAAAUCUGACUACUCGUCUCCCUUGCGCCUCGUGACGUGGGCUGUUUCCUCGCGCCGCUUCCUCCCGCCCGCCGCGGCGCACCACGCCGCAGCUGAAUCUUUCGCCUCCGCGGCGUCGUCCCUCUGAGCCUCCCGUCAGCACCAGUCCGUUCCUCUGCACCCCAACUGCAAUCCAAUCCAAUCCAAUCUUCCGCCUUUCGGCGUUUCUGCUUCUUGGGACUCGGGAUCUCGUCGGGGGAGGCGGCGGCGGAUUUGAGAUUUGGGGCACAUGGCGUGGCGGCGCGUCCUCUCCCAGGCUGCAAGGAACCAAUCAGCAUAUGCAAUCUAUAAUGAGUUGGCAGCCUCCUCUCCUCUGAGGUCACUUAGAAGUGACAUCAGUGCAGGUGGCGCACUCAGGAACUUACAUGAGAGGUAUCAUUCGAGCUAUUUUGGUGGCCUUUCACGCAGCAUGCGAGACCUGGGCUCCCAGAGUGAAGCUUCUAUGAUAAAAGAGAUAUACAGAAGUGACCCAGAGCGUGUGAUAAAAAUAUUUGAAAGCCAGCCUUUGUUGCAUUCGAAUCCUUCAGCACUCUCUGAGUAUGUAAAAGCUCUUGUGAAGGUCGACAGGCUGGAUGAUAGCACCUUGCUAAAAACAUUGCAAAGAGGUCUUGCUGCUUCAGAAAGGUCAGAAGGAAGCCUUGGUAGCGUGCCGGCAUUAAAGAGUGCUGGUCAAGUGACAAAAGAUGGAAUUAUUGGCACUGCGAAUGCGCCUAUUCACAUGGUUACAGCAGAAACAGGUCAAUUUAAGGAUCAGCUUUGGCGCACCUUCCGAAGCAUUGCACUGACUUUCCUUCUAAUUUCGGGCAUCGGAGCUCUCAUUGAGGAUAGAGGAAUCAGCAAAGGCCUUGGCCUAAACGAAGAGGUUCAACCAAGCAUGGAAUCUAGUACGAAAUUUAGUGAUGUAAAAGGUGUUGAUGAAGCCAAAGCUGAACUCGAGGAAAUAGUUCACUACCUUCGAGAUCCAAAGCGUUUUACACGUCUUGGGGGAAAACUGCCAAAAGGUGUUCUGCUUGUUGGUCCUCCUGGCACUGGCAAGACCAUGUUAGCGAGGGCUAUUGCUGGGGAAGCCAGCGUCCCUUUUUUCUCGUGCAGCGGUAGUGAGUUUGAGGAGAUGUUUGUAGGCGUGGGAGCUAGAAGAGUGAGGGAUCUUUUUGCUGCAGCAAAAAAACGAUCGCCUUGUAUCAUAUUCAUUGAUGAAAUUGAUGCAAUUGGUGGGAGUAGAAAUCCGAAGGAUCAGCAGUAUAUGAAGAUGACCUUGAAUCAGUUGCUUGUUGAGCUGGAUGGCUUUAAGCAGAAUGAGGGGAUAAUUGUCAUCGCUGCAACUAACUUCCCAGAGUCAUUAGAUAAAGCAUUAGUCAGACCUGGGCGCUUUGAUCGUCAUAUUGUUGUUCCCAAUCCAGAUGUUGAGGGCAGACGUCAGAUCUUAGAGAUCCACAUGUCAAAGGUCUUAAAGGGUGAUGAUGUGGAUUUGAUGAUCAUUGCCAGGGGAACACCAGGAUUUUCAGGUGCUGACCUUGCUAACUUGGUGAAUGUGGCUGCUCUUAGAGCUGCCAUGGAUGGCGCAAAAUCCGUUAGCAUGAAUGAUCUGGAGUAUGCCAAGGACCGGAUCAUGAUGGGUAGUGAGCGCAAGUCAGCAGUUAUCUCUGAUGAGUGCAGGAAGCUGACAGCAUACCAUGAAGGAGGGCAUGCCCUUGUUGCCAUGCACACGGAUGGUGCACAUCCUGUCCACAAAGCUACCAUCGUGCCCAGGGGGAUGGCCCUUGGGAUGGUGGCUCAGCUCCCUGACAAAGAUGAGACUAGCGUGUCAAGGAAACAGAUGCUAGCAAGAUUGGAUGUGUGCAUGGGAGGGCGGGUGGCAGAGGAGCUUAUAUUUGGGGAUAGCGAGGUGACAUCCGGUGCUUCAUCCGACUUUGAGCAAGCAACUUUGAUGGCAAGAGCAAUGGUUACUCAGUAUGGUAUGAGCAAGCAGGUGGGUCUUGUUUCAUACAACUAUGAAGAGGACGGAAAGACUAUGAGCUCAGAAACGAGGCUUCUAAUUGAGGAGGAGGUGAAGAAUUUCUUGGAGAAAGCAUACAACAAUGCAAAGGCUAUCCUCACCAAACACAACAAGGAGCUCCAUGCUCUAGCCAAUGCACUUCUUGAGCAUGAGACCAUGAGCGGAACCCAAAUAAAGAACUUGUUGGCCCAAGUAGAUAACAAACAGCCGCAGGGGCAUGCUGUUGAAGCCCCACAGAAGACGCCAGCUUCACCCCCAUCUCCAGCCGCAGCGGCCGCAGCCGUGGCCGCGGCGGCAGCACAACAAGCGGCAGCGCAAGCCAAGGGAGUUGCUGGUAUCGGGUCUUAGCAUCCAUGGGUCUGCGUUGUGUAUAUUAAUUCACCAAAUUAGCAGGUUGUUCCGUCAAACUGUCAGCUGAUGAGUAUCCCCCAGGAAGAAUACGCUACACUGCUGCAUCAAACACGAGGACACAUCGAUGUUGCUUGGGGUGUGAAUAGAGAAAGAAACACAUGGAGGAAAAUUCACACAUAGUAGCAGGCACAUGUUAGCUAGUGUUUGAGUUGAGUUCUCUGGUUGUGCUGUUGACAACUUCACAUCUCAAUAAUUGUUAUCGUUAAAAUCUGCCUUGUAUUUGUAUGGUAUAUACGUUUGGUCGUGAAAGUUGCCAAUAAUAUUUUGCUCAUCAGCCGCAACGCUGAAAUUGAGAUCCCAUGCA